AUGUCUGAGAGUUACUCCAACCACCUGUGUGUGCAUCAAUAUCCUCGUACACUCAACCUCCCUAUCUGCGGAUAUCGUGUUACGCCUGAGAUUGUGCACAGACAUCCGGACACCGAUGCUGAGGUCCGAGCCGUUGUAGAUGGACAGCAUUACGUGAAGACGGGCCCACUCGACCUCAUUGUAUGGGAGUAUAUGGUGUAUAGCCAACUUCAACUUGAGGGUGACUUCCCUCUCAUCUGCGAGCGAUUGGUGGAUUGUGGGUCUGGCUCGCGAAAGGCGGCGCUGCUCCUCCAUCGUGUGAGCACCUUCAGCGUUUUGUUCAAAAAUUAUGUCGCCCAAGGCUCUCCUCCAAUCCCAUACGACUUUACUGCGUGGUGUGCCAAAUCCCUGAUCAUACUGAUGCAGAAAAUGCAUUCGAACAACGUAUUGCAUUGCGACAUUCACCCGGGGAACGCGGGUCUCACCCCGUGCGACUCGUUGGGGGUAUUGGUGGCACCACUCACUGCCGACACAGCGGAGUCCACACAUCCGACGUUUAUCGACUUCGGAUGGUCCCAGAUGGGCGGAUUCCAUCCUAGGGGGGGCGACGACAACUCGGUGGUCUGUUGGGCCUAUGCAUCUGACAGGAUGCUUGAUCACGGUUAUCCUUACACGCGGGCUGACGACAUGGCUGCGCUGGCAUAUCUCCUUCUUGCUGUGCGCCUCAUGGGCCAUCCUCCCUGGUUCGACGAGCUUCUGAGUCAAGACCUGUCUGAAGAUCGAGAGGCCAUUAUCGCUACUCGAGCACGCGUCAUUGGGGAGUUCCGUGCGCAAAAGACCGUGGAGGACCAUUUGCUUGAUUUUGUCUCUUACGCCACUAGUCUUGCAGCGGAGGACCCGGAACUUUUCAUCGACUACCAUAGUUGUGGGAUCCUCCUGUACGUCGGAUUUUAG
Messenger RNA from Trametes versicolor FP-101664 SS1, 933 nucleotides. RefSeq lists its product as uncharacterized. Lineage: Eukaryota; Fungi; Basidiomycota; Agaricomycetes; Polyporales; Polyporaceae. Bases 1 to 933 code for a protein of 310 amino acids. The transcript is spliced from 6 exons. The record is from RefSeq and is a predicted model, not a curated record.